AUGUAAAUAGAAUAAAAUGAAUUGAAAUUACUUUAAGGAUUGAUUAUAAUAAGCAAAAUUUAAAAAUAGAACUAUGAAGAGCAAAUAUAAAAUGGCAUCAUAUUUAAAGUAUCUAAUUAGCACACUUUUGCUAAUUAAUUCAAGUAUAAUUCUUUUCUUUAAUGCAAGCAUAAAGGUCUGGGUGCUGAUACAACUACAUAUUUUAAUAAGUAUAUUUGUACUGGUGGUACUGCAUCAAAAGUUGUUGGAACAGGAGAUGCUACCUAUGCUUUGAAAGGAAUCGACACAGCUCUAUAUUUAGGAGAUUCUAGCAGUACAAGCUUUAGACCUACAGUAAGCACUGAUUUCGGGCUGCUUUUCACAGGUGAGUAAUUUGCUUAUGUGAAAGCAUCAAAUACCUACACACUAUUCAGCAAUGAACUUCGCUACUCAGGCUCAUCAGUAACGAUGUGGGCCUAUAUUUUUGACAACCAACGAGAUUAGACUCUUGUAUGCAAGUAAAAUAGAAACUCAGGAAACGAUGUUUCUGACAAGUUAUGUCUCGGCAUCAAGAAUGGAUAUUUUUAUGCUUCAAUGCUGGGAGAAACUCUAGCAUUUGAUGCUGAAGUAUAAGAGGGCUGGAAUUUUAUCGCCUUUUUGAUUUAGAUGGAUGCAGCUAGCGCAUACUCAAGAUUAAGAGUGGUUGCAUAUUCCAGAUCAAAGGUAGUAGCUAGUUAUAAAACAUUUAGUUAUGCUUAUCAAGAUGAUGUAAGCUAUGACCUGCUGAUUGGUGGUAAAUAUGCUUAUGAUGGAUUAACGAUAAAAUCUGGAUUUUCUGGCUACAUCCUUGAAUUAAGAUUAUACUCAACUGUGCUUUUGACACUUGAUAAUUUAGACAAUAUGGUUGAUUAUGAUUGCACAACAAACACUGCACAGCUUUUGUGUGAAAUGUGUCCUAUGUAUGUCACAUCGACUGCUAAUAUAUGCCUUGAGGAUUUCUCGACUUCAAAAACUAUUGCAAAUUAUUAAAAGGCUAAAUAUAGUUUUAAUGGAGCACCAUCAGGCACAUCAAGGUAUUACUUUGGAAGUACAGUGGGAACAUAGAUAUUUAAUUUUUAUUUCGGCAAUGCCCCUUCGGAUGCUAGAACUUUGGAUAAUGAACCUCAUCGAUCGGAAGUUAAUGGCUUAUAUUUUGACGGUAAUGAUUAUAUGAGCAACCAAAUAAGCGCCAAUCAACUGACAUUAGAUAAGUAUUUCACAAUUGAACUCUGGGUCAGGUUCACACAAAGCAAGAUUACUCAAAAUCAGUAUCUUUUCUAAAAGAUAAAGACAUCAGGAGUUGAUACUCCAUUUUUCCAAUUUUACUUUGCUCCUAACAAUUCUUUUAUAGUAGAUUUUAAUAAAUCUCAAGCUCUUGAAGUACUAAAUGUUUAUAACACUUCCUCUUUCCCUGAGAGCUGGGUAUAUAUUGGUGUAAGUUUUGCUACUCUAUAUUAUCCAGUAGACAAGGAGUCGUUUCAAUCCAAGAUUUGCAUGUAUCUCUGGGGACCGUAUAACUAUGAAAAGAGUGGUUGUGGAGUGAUUAAUGAUUAUUAUGACGAAGUCACGGAAAAGCCGUAUUUCUUCGAUACCAGGAUUGGCUAAGGUUUCACAGGCUUCAUUAGAAACGCUUAUAUAUGGAAAACCUACAAAUCGCUUACACAUAUGUAUUAUACACCUAGAAGAAAUUACCCAUUGAAAAAUAAAUGCUCACCUUUUACAGGAGAAGGAUAUCCAACUUGUUUUGGAUGCGAUUAAUAUCUUGCCUCAGCAACUUGCUUCUCAAGCUGCUAUACAAAUUCAUACUCAUCAAGUUAUCUUUAUUGCCUUGACAGAAACUGCACUAAUGAACAGUGUACAUCUUGCUAUUCAGAUUCAUCUUCUAGAAGUAAUAAUUACUGUACAGCAUGCAUUGAAAACGCAUUCAUUACAUCAGGAGAACUGGGUAAUUGCAAAUGUAAAGAUGGCUACUAUCUAGACUCAGACAAAAAUCAAUGUUUACUUUGCCAUCAAAACUGUGAUACUUGCUAUGGACCUUCAAAUUCAUAGUGUUACAAAUGUAAACAUCACAAACCAAAUUGGAAAGGAAAAUGUUUGGACAGCUGUCAAUAGAUUGAUUAGCCAUAUAAUGAGACUUAUACCUAUGUUGAAAAAUCAAAUACUUGUGAGCCCUGCUUUGAUUUCUAUUACACAACUGAUUGGAUGAAAUGUAUUGCUCAGCCCUAUCCAAUGUAAAUUAGUAACUACAACAAUAGAUAUCUUAUCAUGCGAUUUUCUUCGCCUGUUAAGUAUUUUGGUGAUACUAUAGAUAAUAUCAUUACUUUAAGUAUUUCUGGGCCAAAUGAACCUUAUUCUUUUUCCUGGAGAGCUCCUUAUUGGGAAAGCAACACUUAUGCAAAGGAUGUCUUCUUAGAACUUGACAUCCCUCAAAUACUAAAUGGAGAUGAGAAGAUUUUCUUGUACAUUUCGAAUGUAUUUAUCUCAGAUUCAAGAGGCUAUCAGCUUCUUGCUAGAAAUUCAUCAUCAAGAUCCGAGUUCUUGCCAUUAAGUACAGAUUUAUUAGCUUAAGAUUAUCUCUCUCCAUCUGAAAAAGCUAUAAUUGAAGGAACAGGUACUGGUAUAUUAAUAUCUCUCCUAACUGCUCUGGCAUUUAAUGCUUUGAUCAUGUUUUUGAGUAGUGGAACGAACUCUGAUGUAUCGAUAUUUGCAAACUUUUUCGCUUACAUUUUCAAUUUGAACGGCAAUACGUUCCCUAAUGAUUAUGCCUUACAUUCGAAUUUUAAUCAGAAUGGAUACUCCUCAAUGAAGAUUGUCAUGAAUCUACAAUCUCAAAUGAUGAUUAUUGUAGUAUUUGUAGUGUUUUAUUGCCUCCUGAACAUCGCUAAAAAUAUGUCACUAAGAUGCUGUGGAAAAGGAAAAAUACUUCAUAAUUUGGAGCAAAGCUUCAUUUAUAAUACAUUUAUAAGAUUUUACUUGGAGGGUUUCCUUGAAAUCAAUACUUCUGCCUAUAUCAAUAUCCUAAAUCAAAGACACAAAUUCCAUUAAAAUAAAGAAAUUAAGGAAUAGUUUGGAAGUUUAUUUGAAGAGUACAAGCAUAAAAAAUGGUUUCACUACAUGCAUACCACAUUUUUCAUAGCAAGAAGGACUCUAUUCAUAAUGACUUUGAUGAUUAUGGUAUUUGUAAUGAUGAGACCUUACAAGGAUGAAAUUCUUAAUACUUUUUCAAUUAUUAAUGAGAUCUUCUUAUUUGUAAUAGGAUGCUAUCUAUUUAUAUUUGUUGAGAAUUAAAAGUAAUCAACUGUUCAGUUCUAUUUCAACAUAUGCUUCAUUUUUCCAUUUAAGAUAUAUGAGACCUAUCUUGCUUUUAAGGAUAGAAGAAGGAUAGAGAGACUCAGGUUCAUAUCUGAAGUUGAGUAGAAAUAUCUGAAUUUUGACUAUAAAAAAUUCUUCUUGUCAACUCUGAAACUCUACAAAAACAAGGAGCCACAACUUAUUCAAAAGAAGAAAGAAGAAAUGUAGAUAAAGCCAACUGAGAUCUACAAUCCAUCUGAUUAAGAUGAAUCCUCGUCAUCUGAGGAAAGGUCUCUGAGAAGCGGUGAUAAUAUACCUCCUGAGGCAUAUUCUACCAAUUAGCCUAUACAAACAAAUUCUAAGCCUAUAACUCCAAUUACCAAUGGUCCAGGUGAUCCAUAAGGAAUAUUUUAGGAAUCAUUAAGUGAAAAUGAAUAAGAUGACUUUUACAUGGACCAUGACGAUAUAAACCCAAAUGCAAUCGUUAUAGAUCAAAAGAGGUUUUCAAAGUUCAAUAGACCUUAAUCUGAAGGAGAUAAUUAGAUCGGAUUUCUUUGGCUUAACGAUAAUAAUAAUCCUCCACCCAUCUAUGAGCAAGAUUUGCCUAUAAAAGAUUAGAAUAUUCAACGCAGAAAGAAAAGUGUUAAGUUCUAGGAUCCAGCAAUGACAUAGUCACUUAAUAACACAGACGCAUUCAAGAAGAGAAGACAAAGCAGAGCUGCUAGAGGGUUCUUUGAUUAUAUGAUAAAACACUAGGACUCUCUAUAAAAGUCAGACGACAUAUUCAAGAGUGAGAAUGACAAUCAAAGCUAAUAAGAUCAAUACAAUCAAAUUUGGCAACAACAAAAAUGA
Stylonychia lemnae is the source of this 4161-nucleotide messenger RNA. The record is from the annotation of a GenBank genome assembly. NCBI's taxonomy places the organism in Eukaryota, Ciliophora, Spirotrichea, Sporadotrichida, Oxytrichidae.